UCUACCUGCGGAUCCAAUUACAUCCUAGAUAUGCUAUCAUAAAACUUCAUUUUCAUAGUAUGUUAUGUCCUAAUAAAAUUGAGUGGCAUCAUUGUUUUGUUCUUCCUGUUUUGUCAUGAAACACCAAAUGGUAAAACUGGUAACAGGUGGAUUAUACAAAGAAGCACUCCAUCAAUACACUCAACACCUCUCAGCUUCAUUACUUCCCAACAAAUUCACGUUCCCUCCUCUCUUCAAAGCCUGUGCCAAGCUCAACUCACCAAUCCAAGGCCAAAUCCUCCAUAACCAUCUCAUCAAAAGUGGGUUUUCCCGUGACGUUUACGCUGCCACAGCUCUCACUGACAUGUACAUGAAAUUACACUGCUUUGAAUAUGCUCUAAAGGUGUUUGCUGAAAUGCCUGACCGAAAUUUGGCUUCGUUAAACACAAUAAUUUCGGGGUUUUGGAGAAAUGGGUAUUGUGAAGAAGCUUUGACAGUGUUUAAAGAGAUGUGUUUUGGAUUUUCGAGGCCUAAUUCACUCACUAUAGCUACCGUUUUGUCGGCUUGUCAAAGUUUCGAACUUGGCAUGCAAGUUCAUUCUUUGGCUAUUAAGUUGGGAGUUGAAUUGGAUGUUUACGUGGCAACAUCAUUGUUGACUAUGUAUUCUAAUUGUGAAGAAAUAGUUCUAGCUACAAAAGUGUUUGUAAAGAUGACUAAUAAGAAUGUUGUCAGCUACAAUGCUUUCUUUUCAGGGCUUUUGCAAAAUGGGGUUCCACGUAUCGUGUUGGAUGUGUUUAAGGACAUGAGGGAUUGUUCACAAGAAGAACAACCCAAUUCUUUAACUUUGGUUUCUGUUAUAUGUGCUUGUGCAAGUCUUUUAUAUCUACAGUUUGGCAGGCAGGUUCAUGGGAUUGUUAUGAAAAUUGGGGUACAGUUCGAUACUAUGGUUGGAACUACACUUGUUGAUAUGUAUACAAAAUGUCGGGCUUGGCAAUGGGGCUAUGAUGUUUUCAAGGAGAUGAAUGGAAGCAGGAACUUGAUAACUUGGAAUUCAAUGAUUGCAGGGUUGAUGUUGAACAAUCAAAGUGAGAUGGCUGUUACACUGUUUGAGGAGUUGGAAUUUGAAGGAAUGAAACCUGAUUCAGCGACAUGGAAUUCGAUGAUAAGGGGAUUUUCACAGGUAGGAAAAGGAUUUGACGCUUUUAAGUAUUUUGAGAAGAUGCAGUCUGCUGGUGUAGAACCGAGUUUAAAAUGUAUUACCAGUCUUUUGCCAGCUUGUUCUGUUUUAUCUGCUUUAAAGCAGGGAAAAGAGAUUCAUGGGGUUGCUAUAAGAAGUGGCAUUAGUAAGGAGGAGUUCAUUGCUACUGCAUUCAUUGACAUGUAUAUGAAAUGUGGGUAUUCUUCUUGUGCACGUAAAAUUUUUGAUCAGUUUAAGUCAAAGCCUGAUGAUCCUGCAUUUUGGAAUGCAAUGAUUUCCGGUUAUGGAAGAAAUGGAGAGAAUGAAUCAGCGUUUGAAAUUUUUGACUUGAUGCUGGAGGAAAAAGUAAAACCAAAUGCAGGAACUUUCAUUGGUAUCCUAUCAUCAUGUAGUCACACUGGUCAAGUUGACAGAGGAUUACAAGUUUUCAGAAUGAUGGGUAAAGAUUGUGAUUUGAGCCCAAAUCUUGAGCAUUUGGGUUGCAUAGUUGAUCUUUUGGGUAGAUGUGGCAAACUAGAAGAAACCAAAAAACUAAUACAAGAAAUGCCUGACCCUCCUGCUACGGUUUUUGCUUCUCUGCUUGGUGCUUGUAGGUGUCACUUGAAUUAUGAGAUAGGAGAAGAAAUGGCUAUGAAGCUUUCAGAGUUAGAGCCAGAGAAUCCAACUCCUUUUGUGAUACUGUCCAACAUAUACUCUGCGGUAGGAAGAUGGGGAGAUGUGGAAAGAAUAAGACGAAUGAUAGAUGACAGAGGACUGAGAAAAUUCCCUGGAUUUAGUUCAAUAGCUAUAUCAUGAAGAGGAACUUCUAAUAA
This is a messenger RNA of Durio zibethinus, 1989 nucleotides long. Its product is annotated as Pentatricopeptide repeat (PPR) superfamily protein. NCBI's taxonomy places the organism in Eukaryota, Viridiplantae, Streptophyta, Magnoliopsida, Malvales, Malvaceae. Gene Ontology annotation, biological process: RNA modification. The record is from RefSeq and is a predicted model, not a curated record. Gene Ontology annotation, molecular function: RNA binding; protein binding. Gene Ontology annotation, cellular component: intracellular membrane-bounded organelle.